CCUGCCUCCAACCCAAGACCUUUAGUCUUCUCUCCUUACUAUCUUACAAUGUCCUCAAAGACGACUCUCCCAUCCGGUUCAACGUUUGACUCCAGUCUGGACAUGACCCGGAGUCCGGCUUUCCAGCGAGCAGUGCUUCGGGCAGCACAAUACAAGUGUCUUCAAGCACUUAAAGCUGGAAAGAUUCGCCUAGUUCAAGAACCCAAUCCCAAUAUCCCUACCAGAUUUACUCCAAGAAUGGAUCUAGUCGAUGACACAAGCGCGAACAAGUUGACGGCUAUAUUCGAGCUCCCCGGUGUGAAGACGAGCGACAUUAGCCUUCAAAUCCGGGAGGGCAACCUCAUCGUUACUGGAGAGCGACGUGCCCCGCAGACAAUUCAGAGCGCUUUGGCGUCGCAGAAGACCCUUCCCCGCAACCCAGUGACCGCAGCAGACGAUGUCGCAGCUGGAGAUGAGUCCGAGUCGACCUCUUCUCACGUUGCAAUCCAAGAACUUCGCUUCGGCUCCUUCUAUCGAUCUCUCCCCGUGCCUGCAGGCAUCAAGGAGUCAGAUGUCACAGCUGCUUUGCAAGACGGAAUGUUGACAGUUACAUGGCCCAAGAUUCCGGGACGACUUCAGAAUACGAUGGCGGUUAACAACAUCGCGCCGAAUACGUCCGCGAUUGCCGCUCAGUAAAUGGGAAAUCCAGGAUCUUCCAUUGUAUUGUUUUUGAUUUGAAAAGUAGCGAUGGGCAUUAUUAUUCGACUUUCGACUUACAAAUGCUUCGCACACGACCACCCCACAAACGCCUCUGGUGGUCAAGGCCAAGAUUCAUCGUCCCAAUCCCCUUCUUUAUCCUUAUUCACAGGGCUUUUUACUCGAGAUACCCAUGGACACUCCUCAUGUAGACACUCCAGAUUCGGUUAUGAUCGUACUCCCGUCUCUGCUUCGCAUGCUUCUUUUCUUUAAUGCACGAUUACACUGCUUGUCUCGGUGAUGACCUCCCUUCUCUACUAAUACUGUCUUUCGCUGUACUAUAUAUCUCCUCCGCUUUGUCGUUGUACCUUGGUCAUAAUGUACUUGUAUUUUACUCGC
Coprinopsis cinerea okayama7#130 is the source of this 1074-nucleotide messenger RNA. RefSeq lists its product as hypothetical. The transcript is spliced from 3 exons. Bases 49 to 675 code for a protein of 208 amino acids. The record is from RefSeq and is a predicted model, not a curated record. Gene Ontology annotation, biological process: response to heat; response to salt stress; response to hydrogen peroxide. NCBI's taxonomy places the organism in Eukaryota, Fungi, Basidiomycota, Agaricomycetes, Agaricales, Psathyrellaceae.